CGGCAGCUGCAGCGGGAGUCCGGCCGCCUCUUCCCCGGCUCCCGGCGGACUGUUUCCCCCUUAUCCCCUGUCCAGCCUUCGCCAGGAACCGAAGAGGAGUCGUCAUGUAGCAGCCACAUAGUCAUCUCUUAUUUGCAACUCUUUUUUUUUUUGGUGGGGGGAGGGCAGCAACCUUUUUUUGAAAAAAAAUUCUUCCUCCCUCCUGCCUCCUUCCCGCUCCAUUUGUGAGCCGCAUCUGUUUCUUUAAAGAAAAAAAUAUAUAUAUAUAUAUAUAUAUAUAUUUUCAGGUGCUUAGGAGAGGGUGGGAAUAAUAAAUUAUAGUUGAACCAGCUACGUACCCCUCCUUAAGGGCAACAAUGACUGAAGAGAGCUCAGAGGUGCCCAAAGAGUUGAUAGAAAGUAUCAAGGAUGUUAUUGGCAGGAAGAUUAAAAUUGCAGUAAAAAAGAAAGUAAAGUUGGAAGUCAAGGGAGACAAAGUAGAAAACAAAGUAUUGGUGCUCACAUCAUGUCGGGCCUUUCUUGUGACAGCUCGAAUUCCCACCAAGCUAGAGUUAACCUUCAGCUACCUAGAAAUUCAAGGAGUUACCUGCAACAAGCCAGGUCAGUUGAUUGUUGAAACUGAAAAAUGCAGCCUUUCCAUGAAGAUGGCAUCAUCAGAAGAUGUGAAUGACGUGCUGGCACACAUUGGCACCUGUCUUCGAAAGAUAUUUCCUGGCCUCUCACCAGCGAGAAUUAUGAAAAAAAUUGCUAUGGAGCCCUCUGAAAGACUUACCAAUCUCCAGGCACUGUGGGACAGCCAGACUGUGGCAGAACUAGGGCCUUGUGGAGGAUUUUCUCAGAUGUAUGCCUGUGUUUGUGACUGGCUUGGAUUUCCGUACAGAGAGGAGGUACAGUGGGAUGUGGAUACUAUUUAUCUGACACAAGACACUCGGGAGCUGAAUUUGCAAGACUUCAGCCACCUUGACCAUAGAGACUUAAUACCUAUCGUUGCUGCUCUGGAAUACAAUCAGUGGUUCACAAAGCUGUCCUCUAAAGAUCUAAAAUUGUCCACUGAUGUCUGCGAACAAAUUUUGAGAGUGGUGAGUAGGUCCAAUCGAUUGGAAGAAUUGGUUUUAGAAAAUGCCGGGCUUAGAACAGAUUUUGCACAAAAACUGGCCAAUGCCCUAGCCCAUAAUCCCAACUCAGGACUUCACACAAUUAACCUUGCUAGCAAUCCACUUGAGGAUAGAGGUGUAUCCUCUCUAAGUAUUCAGUUUGCCAAACUCCCAAAGGGACUCAAACACUUAAAUUUAUCUAAAACCUCAUUAUCACCAAAAGGGGUGAAUAGCCUUUCUCAAUCACUCAGUGCCAAUCAGGUAAUUGCUACCACCCUCACCCACUUAGACCUCUCAGGGAACGCUCUUCGGGGAGAUGACCUCUCGUACCUGUACAACUUUUUGGCUCAGCCAAACGCCAUUGCUCACCUGGAUUUGUCCAACACGGAGUGUGCCCUGGACAUGGUCUGUGCAGCACUUCUUCGUGGGUGCCUUCAGCAUUUAGCUGUCCUCAGCCUUUCCAGGACUGUCUUUUCUCACCGGAAAGGAAAAGAUGUACCCCCAUCCUUCAAACAGUUUUUCAGCAGUUCUCUUGCCUUGAUGCAAAUCAACCUUUCAGGCACUAAACUCUCUCCCGAGCCUUUAAAAGCACUCUUAUUGGGUUUGGCUUGUAAUCAUAAUCUGAAGGGGGUUUCUCUUGAUCUCAGUAGUUGUGAGCUGAGAUCAGGAGGUGCCCAGGUGUUAGAAGGCUGCAUUGCUGAAAUCCACAACAUCACCAGCCUAGACAUUUCAGACAAUGGAUUGGAAUCUGACCUCUCUACACUGAUAGUAUGGCUUAGUAAGAACAGAUCAAUACAACACUUGGCACUGGGCAAAAAUUUCAAUAAUAUGAAAUCCAAAAAUCUUACACCUGUUUUGGAUAACUUAGUACAGAUGAUUCAAGAUGAAGAAUCACCUUUGCAGUCCUUAUCCCUUGCAGACUCCAAACUCAAAACCGAAGUAACCAUCAUCAUCAAUGCUCUGGGCAGUAAUACCUCUCUAACCAAAGUGGACAUCAGUGGGAAUGGAAUGGGGGACAUGGGAGCAAAGAUGUUGGCAAAAGCCCUACAGAUCAACACUAAGCUCAGGACUGUCAUCUGGGACAAGAACAAUAUCACUGCACAAGGUUUCCAGGAUAUAGCUGUUGCUAUGGAGAAGAAUUAUACUUUGAGAUUUAUGCCCAUUCCCAUGUAUGAUGCUUCCCAAGCUCUUAAGACAAACCCUGAAAAAACAGAGGAGGCACUGCAGAAGAUAGAAAAUUAUUUGCUUCGGAAUCACGAGACGAGAAAAUAUCUGCAGGAACAGGCUUACCGACUACAACAGGGCAUCGUCACCAGCACCACACAACAGAUGAUUGACAGAAUAUGUGUAAAAGUACAAGACCAUCUCAACUCUUUACGCAACUGUGGUGGGGACACCAUCCAGGAAGACCUAAAAUCAGCAGAAAGGCUUAUGCGAGAUGCUAAGAACUCCAAAACAUUGCUACCAAAUCUAUACCAUGUUGGUGGUGCAUCAUGGGUCGGAGCCAAUGGUUUAUCAUCCAGUCCAAUUGAGGAGACAUUAGAAUCAAUGGCUGGAGAAGUUACAAGGGUUGUGGAUGAACAAUUAAAGGCAUUACUUGAAUCCAUGGUAGACGCUGCUGAGGAUCUUUGCCCCAAUGUGAUGAAAAAGGCAAACAUCCGACAAGACCUGAUUCAUGCCAGCACUGAAAAGAUUUCCAUUCCACGCACCUUUGUUAAAAAUGUCCUAUUGGAGCAGUCUGGAAUCGAUAUCCUUAACAAAAUUAGUGAAGUGAAGCUGACAGUGGCCUCUUUCCUCUCUGACCGAAUUGUAGAUGAAAUCUUGGAUGCCCUUUCACACUGCCAUCAUAAACUGGCUGACCAUUUUACCAGGAGAGGCAAACAACUUCCACAACAAGAGGCCUUGGAGAUUGAAUUGACUGAGGAAAAGCCAGUUAAACGCUCCAUCAUCACUGUGGAGGAGUUGACUGAAAUAGAGCGCUUGGAAGACUUAGAUACCUGUAUGAUGACUCCUAAAUCUAAAAGGAAAAGUAUCCAUAGUCGAAUGCUCCGACCUGUUUCCAGGGCCUUUGAAAUGGAGUUUGAUCUUGAUAAGGCACUAGAAGAAGUUCCAAUUCACAUAGAGGACCCACCUUUCCCGUCCAUCAGACAGGAGAAGAGGGCUUCUGGAUUCAUCUCAGAGCUGCCAUCUGAGGAAGGGAGGAAACUGGAGCAUUUCACCAAGUUAAGGCCAAAACGGAAUAAAAAACAGCAACCUACCCAAACAGCGGUAUGUGCUGCUACCCCUGCCCCUCAUGAUGGAGAACAAAAUGGCCUUAUGGGAAGAGUGGAUGAAGGUGUAGAUGAAUUUUUUACCAAGAAAGUAACUAAAAUGGAUUCCAAGAGAUAUUCCACAAAAGGCUCAGAUUCCCAUGAGUCAAAUGAAGGAGGAGGGGAUGAAAAGAAAAAACGGGAUUCUCGGAAAAGUGGCUUUCUCAAUUUAAUCAAAUCACGAUCCAAAUCUGAGCGCCCUCAAACUGUCCUGGUCACAGAAGAGCCUUCAUCCCCAAAAGGGGCAGUGAAAAGCCCUGCCAUGGACACAUCCAAGAAGGAUGUAAAGCCCACAGAACAGAACGGAAGCACAGAGCGAACGGAAGAGUUAAAAACACCGGACUCACUUGAGGAUAAUCAAGUGGAGGAAAUUGGAAAGCUAGAGCGGAGUGACAGCAAGAGCAGCCCCCAGGGAGGGCGAAGGUAUGGAGUUCAGGUGAUGGGUAGUGGCCUGCUAGCAGAAAUGAAAGCCAAGCAGGAAAGGAGAGCGGCUUCUGCACAAAAGAAGCUUGGGAAUGAAGCCUCUCCCCAGGAUGUUUCUGCUACUGCUUUGAGCAACACAGAACGAUCAGAUGGGAGUGGAGCAGUACCCAAAUUGCAUCCAGGUCUUCCAGAGAACCGUUUUACUGCAAAUAAAGGGGACUCCAUUGCAAUAACACCAGAGAAAAACACUAAAAUAGACUCCAAGGCGGAAGUCGGUAUAAGACCUCGGAGUUCUUCCAAUACACCUACCAGUCCCAAACCCCUUCUUCAGUCGCCCAAACCUGCCUUGGCAGCACGACCCACAGUCCCACAAAAACCAAGAACAGCCUCUCGUCCUGAGGAUGUCCCAGAUUCUCCAACUGGCCCUGGUUCUCCUAAAGUUGCUUUGCUUCCGCCUGUUCUAAAGAAAGUUCCUUCUGAUAAAGAGAGAGAUGGCCAAAGUAGCCCCCAGCCUACAGCAAGGUCGUUUUCCCAAGAAGAACAAACAGGAGAUUAUAACAAAAGAGAUUCAGACCAUGACAAUGACAAGUUCACCAGUGGAGGAAAAAGAUCUUCAAAACUGUACUCCACCACUGCGGAAGAGGAAGUGAAUGCAGUUGGGCACAGGAAGUCACAGCCAACAAAUGUUUCAUGGAAGAUCCAAGGACACCAGUCACCUGAACACCAGGAGCAAAGGCCAAGGUCCUCCAGCAAAGAUGGCUACCAAGGCAGCAAGUCCAGCGAUUCUGGAGAAGAGGCAGAGAAAGACUUUAUUUUUGUUUAAAGGGGUAUGCCUUGCAAAUGACUGAUUGUACAAGGUACUUUUGUAGCCCCAGGUACUGUUUUCUGUUGGUGCAGUUGGUUUUCUUUCUCUUCUUUCUUUUUUUUUUGUGAAUAGGAAACAAAUUUUUUUUAAUGAUAUUCAAAGCACAUUAGUUUGGUCUUUCCUUUUUUUAAUGAUGCAUUUGAUUCUCAAACAUUCCCUUAAAUGCCUUCACUAAAAGCCAGCAUUCUGCUCAUGUUCCCUACUGGAAUAUCUCUGAAGCAGCUACCAAGAGUGGCCCUGCCUAUGGGUUUGGGGAAGGCAAAGGAAAGUAACUGGAAACCAUCUCACACGAAUCCACUGUGCAACAGGUUGUGUGUUGUACUGCUGAAUGUAAAUGCGUCAAAUCUGCACGUUUCUGACAAAGAAAUAUAUUCUUCUGUAUGCAAUUGCACAUUGUAAUUAUAGUCACAGAGCACACUAAUAAAUAAUUUGUACAAAUUAUAUAUAUUAGAUGCUUGGGUCUGGGUUUUACAUUCUUCCAGAGAGAAUGUCUUUCUUCCUGAUAAACUGUACAGAAAAAAAAAAAGACAACCCUCAAUUGGUUACAUUCUCAUACUAUUAA
Molecule: messenger RNA, 5253 nt
Organism: Vombatus ursinus (common wombat)
Lineage: Eukaryota; Metazoa; Chordata; Mammalia; Diprotodontia; Vombatidae
Gene: CARMIL1
Product: capping protein regulator and myosin 1 linker 1
Biological process (GO): cell migration; regulation of Arp2/3 complex-mediated actin nucleation
Cellular component (GO): lamellipodium; plasma membrane
Molecular function (GO): protein binding
Source: RefSeq, a predicted model, not a curated record